This is a messenger RNA of Seminavis robusta, 5681 nucleotides long. Lineage: Eukaryota; Bacillariophyta; Bacillariophyceae; Naviculales; Naviculaceae. The record is from the annotation of a GenBank genome assembly.
AACGAAGCCAACAAGCCACAAACCGACCGCCUUUCGAAUCCUCAAUCAGCUCUCGGAAGUCAAUCGUCACACAGUGUCGGGUCCUACUAAUACUCUCGUAAUAGCUGCGUCUCCUAAGGAAAGAAAGCCAACAGAUACCAUAUUGGUACCAGCAAAAAGCCGAAAUGAAGCACUUUAAGACCAUCCUAGAAGCACUCAACCACCAUGCUGUGGAGACUCCUGACAAGGUCGUCUUCACAUGGGUCGACAUCAAGUGUGUGGAACAAAACAAGAUGACAUUCAAGCAGCUGGAAGACCAGUCCAAUGUUGUGGCGGCUCGCCUCCUCAAGCUGGGAUGCCAAAAGGGAGACCGGGUCAUGAUUGCCUAUCCCUUUGGUCUAGAGUUCUUGGCUGGAAUGUUUGGAGCCAUGAAGAUUGGAGUCAUCCCCUGUUCCAUCUAUCCACCAAAUCCCAAUCAGCUCAAGACAGAAAUGCCAAAGUUCCGUGGUUUUGCCAAGGAUGCCGGAGCCAAGUAUGCUCUCUCGACUAACGUGUUUGCUGCUGGAAUGACUGCAGCUAGCAUCCUCUACAAGACUGGAGUGAAGUGGAUUGGGACUGAUAAUCUACCAAUCAAGAAGAGCAACCCCAACAAGUCCAAAGAUUACGAGACAUUUGUGGGAAAAACUGAAGAAAUUUGCUUCAUCCAAUACACCUCUGGAAGUACGGGAUGUCCCAAAGGAGUCAUGAUCAGUCACAACAACCUGGUGGAAGACAUUUGGGCCAUUUCACGAGUAUUAGGCACAAAUGCUGUGGGAGCCUUGUGGCUCCCACAAUACCAUGACAUGGGACUUGUGUCGGGAUUUAUGAGCGCUCUGUAUGCCGGAGUUCAUGUUAUCAUGGCAUCACCUAUCGACUUUAUCAUGAGGCCCCUGUUGUGGACUGAUAUGGUAGAGACCUACCAAGCCACUCAUACUUGUGCUCCAAACUUUGCCUAUGCAUUGCUACUGAAACGGUUGAAACAGGCCAACAGAAAUGCCAACUGGAGUCAUGUCACUCAUGCUAUGUUUGCUGCGGAACCCACUCAGAGACAUGUAGUGGAGGAGUUGGCACAAACCCUUUCUAUCAGACGAGAACAUGUGUACAACCUCUAUGGUCUGGCUGAGGCUGUUGUGUUUCUCACAGGAGGACCUGCCUACCCUGACUCUGAUGGGGUCGUUUGCUGUGGUCCAGUAGACUCUCCAUCUGUCAAGCUUCGGAUAGUUGAGGAUGGAAAGGAGGUUGAAGAUGGACAAGUUGGGACUAUCUGGGUCCAGUCUCCUUGUGUGGCAGCUGGGUACUAUGGCCAGUCACAGCUGACUGCCUCUACCUUUGCCAACGGCUUGCCUGGUUACGAAGGCACCUGGCUGGACACUGGUGAUUUGGGGAGAGUUUUGAGUGGACAGCUCUAUGUAACUGGACGAGUCAAGGAUGUUAUCAUUAUCAAUGGAAAGAACUACUACCCAACAGAUGUGGAGCUCUCUAUUGAUGAUAUCUUUGGCGAUGUUAUCCGUCCAGGCCGGACAACUGCCUUCCAGUAUGGGGAGGAUAGUGUUGGUAUUACUGUGGAGGGCCGCAAAGGAUUUGUCAAGGCAGAAAAUGAAGACUUGGCUGUGCAAAUAUCCAACCAUGUAUCCCAAGUGCAUGGUCUUUUAGCUUCUGAGGUUUUGGUCCUAAAGUUGGGUGUGACACCCAAAACCACCUCUGGCAAGCUGAAGAGGAGUGAGAUCCGGCGGACCACGAUUGCUGGUGACUGGAAGGAUUCCUCUGUGUUUUUACAGUUCAAGCGUCUUGAAGGUGGUUGUGUGCCCGAGCUUGGGCUCCCUGACAUCGACCUUAGCCAAACAAAUGCCCUGCCCAGCAAAGCUGUCGAAGCUGUUCAUGUUGUAGUGUGCAACCCCAGCAAGUUGGAUGAGUACUUCGAUGAACUUCAUCUAGUUGGGGUCUCUGGCAUUGAAGAAGCGUGGUCCAUUGCCAUCAAGACAACAGCUGCAAUGCAAGCCAUGUGCUCCCAAAUCCUGAAGCAUCUUGAGGACAAGCACCCAAGCAUCUGCCAGCUUGCUGAUACCUUAUGUGAAAAUCCAGACUGGCUUUUGAUUGAGGACAGGACAGAUUUCCUUUUACAACUUGUGCACCAAAUCCUUGUCCUGGAAUGGGUGACAACCUUCAUGAUGGAUAACCCAGAGUGUAUGCAACAAAAGUUACAGAACGAUGCUGAGUGGGAAAACACACAUGAGACUACUCAGAAAGUCCCAACCGAGCUACAAGAGAUGCUUGACCUCCCAGACCAAGACCCCAUUUAUGGGAAGUUGCCAUUCUUCCAUUGGAUCAAGAGUAGGUCAGUUGCUGCACUACUGAAACUUGUCCUACAAAGUUUGGGAUCAGCUGAAGGCCAAGCCAUUAAUGCCCAGGUUGAUAGAAUCAAUGACCUCUUGUGUCUAAACAUGUUUGAGGCUGUUUGGGUUGAGCAAAAACAUGGACACAAGGAAAACUCAGAAGUUGGUAGGAGACUUGCUACAAAUCCUGUUAUGACAGCCACAACCCAAUCCAAGAAGGUUUUGAUGCAGCAUGCAUCCAAUACAAGUGCUAUGAAUAAUCUGUACAUUGAUUGGCAAAUGCAUAUUGUGGCCUGGGUUGGAGACAGAAAUGCUUCCAGCUGGAUGGUUUCCAAAUUGCUGCUUCCCUGCAUCAUCGGAGAUGUCGGCGCAAAUUUCUUCUCUGCAAGGUUGAUUAGUCUCUACCUGGUUACACAGGUCACGGGAAGGAAGCUGAUGCCGAACAAGUUUCAUAAUGAACCGAUCCUGUCAAGAAGAGCACUGCAUUAUUUUGGAAAGCUAAACCUAUCCUGUGCAAAAAAGUUUGGAUACACCCCACUGGCUCCAAAUAGCAAACAUCAGCUUGCUCUUGAUGAAGAAAACUGGAUGUCCAAAUUUGACCAGUGGGGGUUGGCUGACCAUCCAGCUAAGGCAAGCACUGCAGACUCCAGGUUGCAUGAUACUAGAGUUUCUGACACUGUGGGCUCAGACAAAGUGUCUGCAGCGAUAAUGUCUGUGUUUGGGUCUCAUGUUGACACAUCCAAGACUUGGGCAGAAAAUGGACUCACAUCCCUCAAGAGUGCCGAGCUGAGGAACACAGUAGAGGAACAGUUGCAUGUGGUACUCCCAGCCAACUUUGAACAGCUUUACCCAACACCGAAUGCACUCGCAUUGUUCGUGUCAGCAUCAGAGAACAAGAGUUUUCCAAUAGAAGAAGCUUGCAAUUACUCCAAUCUGCCGAAUUUGCCAAGAUCUAGGCCGAGCAAGCCACAGCUUGGAAUACUGCAAGCUCUGGGAUCAGUGAUGAUUAUCCUCCUGUUUCUUAGCUCCAUUCUUCCUUCCUACUUCCUUGCCUCCUGGGCAAUGAACCACUGUGAAUCAAACAAAGUUGGGGAGUGCAACAGCCCAGUUGUUUGGAUUCUUUUGCCCAUGUCCGUCCCUCUGUACCUGAUCUCUUUUUCUGUCAUUGUGGUUUUCUGCAAGUAUGCAGUCAUUGGAACCUAUUUGCACAGGCAAAUUGAACUCUUGUCUUGGGGCUACCUUCAAUGGUGGUUUCUUGACAGACUUUUGGAAGUCUGGGAGUACUUUGUGGGGCGGUUUAUUGUGGAGACAAAGUUCAUUUGGGUCUUCUACUGGCUUCUUGGGGUCGACCUGGCAUGGAGCACAAGGAUUGAAUCCUUUAUCCGCGAAUUUGAUCUUGUGACCAUUGGGGAAAACACUGUCAUCAGCCACCCUAUAAAGUGCAGGAAAUUCUCCCAAUCAACAGAAACAGGCCCAACAGUUACAUUCCGACCAAUCAUUAUUGGAAACAGCUGUCAAGUGUCUGGGAUGGUCGGUCUGGGUGCUUCCAUUGGAGAUAACAGCAAGGUGGAGAAACUAUCUGUUGUUGAAGAAGGGGCUCAAGUGCCAGAUGGUGUACUUGCCAGAGGCAAUCCAGCAUGCCAUUCUGGCAUAUUUGAGCCUUCAGAAUCAUGGUACUGGGAAGAAAAUCUGCUGGAUGCCUUCAAGAUAGAUUGGCUUUUCCUUGAAGCGUAUCACUACUUUGCCCUGUCCUUCCUUGUGCAUACCACACUCAACAAAAUCUUGCCCUCUUGGCGCUAUGCUGCCAUCCUCCAUUGGUUCCUGCUUUUUUUUGUCACUGCCCUCCUUGCCCUCAUCACCAGCAUUGCACUUAAAUGGCUUCUGAUUGGGAAGAGAAAGCCAUCAGAUGAAUACGGUGGUUCACUAUAUCGCCGGGCAACCAACUGGGCCUGUGACUUCCACUUCCGUGUAGCUGCUCGGACUCUUACACCCUUCAUUGGUGUAACCAAACUCUGGCAUGUCAUUCUCUUCCUUCAUGGUCUUGAUGUUGAUUCUGAAUCGCUUCUCAAUAACCCAUACAUAAUCUUCUUCCCGUCCAAGGUGGACUUUGUCAAGAUCCGCAAGUCUUUUGUUGCGACGAUCUCUCUUGACUUCAGGAAGCAAUCAACCUCCAAGAUUGAGAUUAUCAAAAGCAGCAUUGGUUAUGGUGUCAAUCUGCAUGCUGGUGUCAAGAUUAUGCAGUCCUCAAUCCCGCCAAGGCUGGAUGUGGCUGGUAAUGUCUACGAUUUGAACCCCUCAGGUCGGGCCUCGCAACCCAGCAUAUUUAUGGACUUUGUCCUCCCAGAAAUCACGCAGAUAUUCCUGGCUGUGGUGCUGUUUGCCUCCCUCAUACCUUCCUAUGAGCUUGGACUUGCUUUCAUGAACAAUGCAACAACUGGUGUGGCUGUUUUUGUUCUUCUCGUGGCUGUCCUUCUGCAGUUGUUUGUAUGGGUUUUAUCCUCCCGAGUUUUUGAAGCAAUACAGUUGAAUCUUCCAACUGGUGUUCAACUGAGAACAUUUGGAGCUUAUAUCACGAAUGUUUGGUUUUUCCGGGUUCAAAACGUGUUGGAACUACUGCUUGCCGGGACCCCGAUGUUUACCUACUAUGCGCGCAUGCUGGGAGCUGAAGUGGAAGGGGAUCUCUGGUACUUUGGUAAUGCUCUCUAUGAGUGUGGAAAGCUUCACUUUAAAGGGUGCACAAUAGUGGACAACGCCCAUGUGAGUGCCCACUACAUUGAUCGCAAGGGGCUAACCAUUGCUGGCACCCAUGUUUCUGGAGUGCUGCAUCCAGGAUGUUAUGCAUCUGCUGGCUCAGUAGUAUCCUAUGCCGAACAUGGUCCAUGGAAGGUCUUCUUGAGAAGCGAUGCAGCUGUCAAGGACUCAAACCUUGUUUUGAGUGAGUGUCGCCAGAGUACCACAGAUUUGUUCAUUGAUGAGAGCCCAAGGGCUUGUAUUUUGAAUCAUGUGGUACCCGAUGUGUAGCAUGGUAAUAUGGAUAAGAAUUGGCCAUUGAGCUGGGUCGUACAUUUUAUAAUCAACCACUAGAAGUCACCGGGUCCUAGGAGCCAAUUUUGGGCAAGUCACAAGUUCAAAGGGCAUGGAAGGAGAUCCAGCUCUUGAUGUGUAGCCAAUAGAGCAGGAAAUGCGCUGGCUUCCGUAUAGAUACCCCCUCCGCUAUAGCUUCUGUAGAUAGCUAUCCUACUCUAAACCCCCAAUUCCCUACUCUAGACCCCUCUAAUCAAAUAUAUUGUGUGCUUGGUACGGCAGUCUCUCGAAAUAGCUCUAUCAACA